Adineta steineri is the source of this 2013-nucleotide messenger RNA. The record is from the annotation of a GenBank genome assembly. NCBI's taxonomy places the organism in Eukaryota, Metazoa, Rotifera, Eurotatoria, Adinetida, Adinetidae.
AUGGCAACAACAGCAAUGAAAGGUAGUGGAAUACAUGUAGUUGUAUUCGAUGAACGUGAUAAAAUUCUUCCACUUAUACGUAAAGCAAUAAUUGAAUCUAUUACAUCAUUUAAUUAUUUACCUGCUUGUAUGUCAUACAUCGAUGAAAUGACGAUGGAUAAUGAAACAACUAUUGUAGUAACAACAUCAAUCGAUGAUCGUGUUAUAAAAACAUUCGAAGCUUCGAAUUCUAUUGAAGCUGUUUUUAUUUUAUCUACUACACGUAAAGAAAUCGAUAAAUCAUUCACUAAAGUAGUUGGUGUUUAUCCUCGAAUGGAUAAUUUAUUACCAGUACUUUUUGAAACACUCGAUAUAGUAGAAUUACAACUCAAUGCAAAUAGUAUUCUUUUUCAUCGUAACUUAGAUGGAGGUGAUAAUAUAGACUUUUAUUUUUAUAAUCUCUGGUUGAGUCAUGAAAUAAAUCAAAAACUAACAAGAAAAGAUCUUAUUGAACAAGCUAAUAUUUUUUAUCGUUCAAAAAAACAAAUGCAUACGGCCAUUCAUGAGUUUGAUACAUCCUACAAUAAACUAGACAUUUUAAAUUGGAUUCAUAGAUCGGAUCGUGCAUUUCCAUAUCAUAUACUUAUAACAAAUGCUCUUCGUACACAUGAUCAACAUAUUUUAGGACUUACUCGUUUUUUUAUUCUUGAUUUAACUAGACAAUUGAAACCUUUAUCAACAAUACAGAUGUGUAGUCAAGGUUAUUAUGGUACAAAAUUACCAUUAUCAGUUGUCGAUCGAUUUGAACAGCAAACAUCAAGAGAUAUUAUUUCAUUUCAAUGUUUUCUUCCUGUAACAAAAACAAGAGCAAAUGCAUUAGCAGUAGCAGUACGUCCAACUCGUCGUCGUAAAAUGAUUAGUGUACUUUUUAAAAUCGAUGCAAGUAAUGCACUUGGUGUGCAUAUGGGAGAUAUAAUUCUUCUUGAUAUGGCAACAGCAUUUUAUAUAAUUGGUGUAUCAAGAUAUGCUGGUUUUGGUAGUGCUAGAGAAUUAGUUACUAUUAUUCAAUUAGUUGCAGUUGAUUCAGGAUCUAAACAACAAUUAUAUGAAGAAUUUAUUGAAAAAAAACAAAGCGAAGGAAGAUCAAUAGAUGAAUUUUUAAUAGACACGAUUCCUCUUCUCAAGUCCGAUGAUAUGUAUAAACGACAAAAUAAAAAUAAAUCAGACACACCAAAAGAUGUCCCAGAAUUAAAAGAUGACCCAGAAUCAAAAGAUAUUUCUGAGGAUGAAAUUGCAGGAGAUGAAUUUAUCGCUCAUGGUGAAUGGGAUCAAGCAAUUAAUGCUUUCUCUCGUAUAGAGGAUCCAAACGUUCGUGUUUUAAAUAAAGCAGGAUGUUUGUUACGUGAACAUUUACAAAAUCUACCGGGUGCACUUGAAUGUCAUGAACAAGCAUUACGCAAAGCUACCAAUAGAGAAAAAGCUGAUACUCUUAUGCAUCUUGGUACAGUUAAUAAUGACAUGAGACAACAUAAUGAAGCAUUAAAAUGUUAUUCUCAAGCAUUGCAAUGGUAUGAAAAUGAAAAACCAAAAGAUCCAGCUACAAUAGCUCGAUGUCUUGUUGGUCUUGGUAAUGCACAUUGGGCAUGUAGACAACUUAAUGAAGCACUCGAUUGUGCUCAACGUGCUCUUACUAUACGUGAACAAGAAGUUAAACCAAGAAAUGACUUUGAAAUAGCAGGUUGUCUUGGUAAUAUGGGAAAUAUAUUACAUGAUCAAGGUGAUAUGGAACAUGCAUUAUCAUGUGCUCAACGAGCUGCUGAUAUAUUAAGUCAAUGUGGAAAAAAUGAUCCUCGAGUAGCUGCUGCUUACAAUAAUUUAGGUGCGAUGUAUCUAGUAUGUGGAGAUUAUAGUAAAGCACGAGAAUAUUUUCAACGUGCACUUGACAGUUUACCAAUUGAAAAUCAUCCAUAUCGAAUAAGUACAUUAAAUAAUAUUGCUCGAUUAAAUGCUAUUGAAAAAGGACAAAAACCAUAA